This is a messenger RNA of Rotaria socialis, 1686 nucleotides long. The record is from the annotation of a GenBank genome assembly. Lineage: Eukaryota; Metazoa; Rotifera; Eurotatoria; Philodinida; Philodinidae.
AUGAGUACGCGUAACGAAAAACUAACUAAUCCAAUUGUUGACCAGUAUAAAUCUCUGCUAUCAAUGGAAGAAUAUAAAAAUAUUCCAAUAGUUUCGCUCGAACAAGCUGUUGAGCCAUUAGUUAGUUUAAUGCCAAUAAUUCAAACUUACGUACAACUAGUCAAACGGAAAUGUCGUAAUCCUGCGGAUGGAUUAACAUCGGAUGAAUCGGGUUCCAUAAUGCUCUAUUCAAUCAUAUGGCAGCCCGUUGAUCAAUGUCUUUAUACAGUUUUAAAUUCAAUUUUACUAUCAUUGAAUGAAAACAAACUUCAAUCAUGGAUGCUUUAUUUAAAACUUCUAUUCUCUGCUCUCAUACAUCUACCAUCAAAUCAUGCAACUGUUUAUCGAGGCAGCAAAUUAAAUUUAAGUAAAUAUUAUGAAAUGGAUGAUAUCAUUUUUUGGUGGGAUUUACCACUAUGUACAAUUUCAAUUAAAUAUCUACAAUCAGAAGAAUCUUUCGAGAAAAAAGAAGUUCGAACAACAUUUACUAUUCAUUGUAAUACAGUGAAAAACAUUCAAAAACAUUGUUAUUUUCAAUCAGAUAAUUUUCUAUUAUUUUUACCAGCUACAAAAUUUCAAGUAGUUAAAUGUUCGAAUCAAUAUGAUGAUCAUUUAUGUUUUAUAAGCCUUCGAGAAGUCGAAUCAUCAUUUCUUUUACACUCCUUGGAUGAAGCUCAAUUAAAUUUACACGAGCAAACAGCAUUGAACGUUUUUCAAAGAUGUUGGUUGAGAUUUAAAAAUUUCGGAAUUCAAUCAUCGACUGCAAAUAAUCAUUAUCAAAAUUCAGCACUUGAACAUCGAAUUAUCAAAAAUGAAAAUUCUUGGACAAUAGAUUUAGAUAGACAAAAUUUAACAGAUCGAGAUAUGAAAGUUAUUGUUAAAUAUGCAAUCGUGAGAAAUCGUUGUAAACGUAUACGUUUACGAGAUAAUCAUUUUACAUCACAUGGUAUUUCAAUUCUGUCCGAUAGUUUAUACAAUAAUACGACAUUAACAUCGUUAGAUCUUCGUAAUAAUCAAAUAUCAGAUUUGGGUGUACAAUUUUUAGCUGUAUCAAUUAUACACUCAACUAUUGAAGUUCUUAAUUUAGAAUCAAAUUGCAUUACAGCUGAUGGUGCAGUUUAUUUAGCACAAAUAAUUCAAGAUAGUCGAACUUUAACAGAAUUAUAUUUAUCGAAUAAUAAUUUAGGUGAUCGAGGAGUUCAAUAUUUAGCAAAUGCAUUAGGUGGAGAUAAAAGAAAUACUCAGGAACAAUCGAAUAAUAAUAUAUCCAUUACUAAUCAAACAACUCUUCAACAUCUUUAUCUCGGUCAAAAUGGUGUAGGAGAUGAAGGAUUAAAAUAUCUUUGUGAUAUGCUCAUGACUAAUCGGAAAUUAACGUGGUUAUGGUUAUCUGGCAAUGAAUUCAGUGAUCAAGGAGUGAAAUCAUUAUGGCAUGUACUCGCAGAUUAUGAUAUAACUCUUGAAUGGCUAUUUCUUGAUUCAAACAAAUUAAUAACGGAUUCCAGCCUUGAUGAUGUCAUGUAUAUGCUUAAACAAAAUCAUACAUUGAAAACACUUUAUAUCAAUAAUUGUAAUCUAUCGCACGAAUCGAAACUGAAACUUCUUAAAAUGAUCAAAACAAAAGUGGAUUUUGAUUUAGAAGUUUAA